Cyclopterus lumpus (lumpfish) is the source of this 5531-nucleotide messenger RNA. It is a transcript of the gene tacc2, whose product is annotated as transforming, acidic coiled-coil containing protein 2. Bases 1463 to 4675 code for a protein of 1070 amino acids. Lineage: Eukaryota; Metazoa; Chordata; Actinopteri; Perciformes; Cyclopteridae. Gene Ontology annotation, biological process: cell population proliferation; mitotic spindle organization; cerebral cortex development. Gene Ontology annotation, cellular component: cytoplasm. The transcript has 17 exons. The record is from RefSeq and is a predicted model, not a curated record.
AAUCUUGCCAUACUGUUGGCUGACAGGAACCUCCAUCUCUGCUGUGAUGUGACCCAAGGGAUAGUGAACAUAUUGCAAAUGACAGCAAAAGACAUUUAUUCCUAGCCUUCUCUAUAAACAGUAAUGGUUGCAUCGGGCACAUUGGGCUCAAUGGUGCCCGAUGAUGACCCCCCUCCCCCCGUCUUUCAUACUGCAGGGUUUUAUUUGAUCCCACAAAGGACCCACAAAAUUGCUCCAUCAACGCCUUGAGCUGAAUCCUUAUAGAUUAGCUGGAUCAAUAUAGCGUAAGGACAUGGAGGUGUCAUUUUACUUGUCUCUUCUCCUGUCUGUGCUCUUGUGUUUUUGUGUUAAAGGGGUAUAGGGGUCCACAUUAAUGGCAGCUUCCUUAUGGUUUAUUGUAAAAGACUAUGUUCAUUGUUUCAGACAUUAGUAGUUUUCAAAAGAUAUGCUUCUUCAGUUUCUGUAAGUCUGUGAACAUGACCUGGGUUUGGAAAGCACAUUCUGGCUGUGUGUAUAAGCAUCUGCUUGUCUCAUAAAUCUGCAACAUGCCUUAAUCUGUAUCAUUCAACACUUGUAUAAUUUCAUGUAUAUAUGUUUAAAUUUGAAUACAGAUAAUCAAUAUUAACCACUCUGCAUGGAAUAGACAAGUAGAAUUAAAAAAAGGCAGUCAAAUCAAUUUAUGGGAUGUGAAUAUUGCUGAUGCAACUGUGCUGGACCUCACUAGUUAGGCAAGCCUCAGUUGUGUGUGUUUGUGUUGGACUGUGUGCCGCCAUCUUUACUUCCAACGUGGAACAUAUGGCGGGAGCAACCUCCUGUUACCAUAGCAACACAGUGUUUGCAAAAAAUAUGUUUUUUAUUCAGUUUCUGUGUCUGAAAAUGACCUGGGUUCAACGAGCACAAUCUGUGUGUGUGUUUGCAAUGACUAAAAUGCUUUUACAUUUGCUUAAUUAAUUUAGGCAUAAAAGAACACACAACGUGUGAACAUAUAAUAAUAUACAAAUAUGAGUAUCAAAUGCACUGGUGGUAUAUGUAAUGAGCAAGCUUCAUCCGAGCAGGUUUGACUUGUGGGCAACAUCCUUUUCUUCCGUGUGUGGAUACAGGAAGAAAGAGAGGAGAGAGAGAGAGAGAGACCCCAGAAACAGAGUGGAGAGAGAGAGAGAGAGAGAGAGAGAGAGAGAGAGAGAGACCGAGAGAGCAAAUAUACAGUUUGCAGGCGGUGGGCUUCUGCAGCCAGUCUGGUUUAGAAUGGGAGGCAUCAUUACCUACUGGGGAGGAGUGGAGACAGGCUGAUACGGCUACAGAUGACAAAGAGGAAUGUGAAUGGACUGUGAUUGUAGAUUGAAAACAAAGAGGUAUCUGGAUCUGGUGGUCUUAGUUGUCAUCUUGGGAAGAGGCUGUGGGUGUCUACCUGUGUGUCCGGCAGUAGCAGCGUAGUGCGAAGAGGUGUAGUCCACCGGCAGCCAUGGCAGUGAGUACGUGGCAGGCUCUAUCUCCACUGCAGUGGGCUCGCUGGGGCUGGGACACGCUGCUGGGAGGGGCAGGAGACAGGGACAGCCCGGGCUCGGAUCCGGCUUUGGGGCUCCUCCGGAGUUUCUCCUGGGGCUCACGUCAUGACAACAUGAUCAGCGCUGCCGCGGAGGCGGUCAGACAGAGGAGUUCAGACUCUGAUGGAGCCUUUGAGACCCCUGAAGCCACAACCCCAGUGAAGACUGUUUCUCCUAUAGAUCCCCGAACCCAGCAACUAACGUCUGAUGACAAAGUAGCAGACACAUCAGUCAGUCCUCCUGCCUCUGAAUUGGCUCCAGCUGAUGCCACAUGCCAUUCCCCGUCCAUUGUUUUUGAUGAGAACAAGCCCAUUGCAGCCAGUGGCCAAUACGAUAUCGAGUAUGGUGGAGAAUCAACAAGUCACACUCUGACCCGCUCACUCAGCUUCCAGGGAGGAGAACUAGAAAGUGCUGGUCUGUUGGACGGAUCCUCAGUGGGAGGCUUCCGUCCACAUUCUGAAUCCUUCAGCGUAGGUACCGAAAGUGCUCCAGGGACACUCCGCAGGCCCAAGAAAGGCCAUCCUGGGCCUGGGAAGAAGAACUCUAUUCUCAGACAGAACUCCAACCCAGAGAGUCCGAAGCCUGCCUCAUCCAGUAGCACCCCGGAGAUCAAGAAGCGCGCAAAGCCUCGAACUGCCAGCCCUCUUCAGCCUCAGGAGGAAGCAGAGGGAGGAUCUGCAACCCCCAGCCCUGGUGGAACCCUCCGCAGGACCAGGAAGAGCCGAGUGGAGACUCCUCCUUCCCUGCCAGAGGAAACCAACCUCACCAGCCAAGAGGAUAGCCUUGUCAUCCCUGCCUUACCUUUGUGCCAGGAGGAGACCCCUCUUGCGAGUAGUCCAACAGUUGGAGACGAAUCCCCCAUUCCCCCUAGUACGUCCUACAAAUGGGAUCCAGAUCAUUUUGAGGACAUCGAUCCUUUCAAUACUGGAGGUAGUAAAAUAGCCAAUUCUCCCGAUUUGGGUCGUAAAGGUCCUGUGUGUGCCCCCAUUGCUACCCCCCCAGAGAGUACCUCUGUCUCUUCUGUAGAGCCGGGUCCCCCAGCUCCUCUUCAAGAGCCAAUCACCAACCCUGAAGAGCAACCCAUAAUACCCAAGCGUCAGGCAGUAAGGCUGGAGUUUGACUACUCUGAGGAGGGCAGUGAGGCGUCACACCAGGCCUCUCCCCCACCCAAGAAAUUGGGCAAGAAGCCCGGUGCGAAGAUGCCUCUGAGGAAAUCAAAGCUGGGGCUGAAGAAGGCCCUUCAAGCGCAGACGGUGCCGCUGGACAACGACCCUCCAGCAACUCAAAAUGGCAACGAGGAGGAAAUCACUGCUCCUGCAGUCUCUUACAAGUUUGAACCUGAAAAGUGGGAUGAUCCCAACUUCAAUCCAUUUACUUCGAAGAAAGACAUUCCCAACUCCCCCAAGCGGUCCCAGCCAUCUUAUUCCUUUGACACCAAUAACUGUGAUGACUCUGAAGACCCUUUCAAAUCCUCCAAUAAGAUGUCAAACUCCCCUCCGAAGGCCUCCGCCUCCUUUGAACUGUCAUCCAAUGACUAUGACAAUGAAAAUGACAACGACAACAUUGGGGAACUGGAGGAUCAAAAUCAGAACAAACCUGGCAAGAAGAAGAAAACUCCUAUCAAAUCUAAUACUUUCAGAGUGAAAAGGUCGCCAAAGAAAUCCCCAUUGUCUAACCCAUUCCAGGAUCCUACGCCUGCAGAUGAAACUCCCUCCCUCCGCCCACAGGACGACCACGCCACAGACGAGGAGAAGCUGGCCUCCUCCACCAGCCACAAGUGGGCCGCCCUGCACAACAUGGAUGCAGAUUUGACCUCUGACCAGCAAGACUUCCCUCAGCCAUGCGACCUUACUUCCUUUGUUAAUGAGAACAGUCUUCCUCACCAGACUCCAGUGCAAGACUAUGAAAUUGAGUACAUGGAGAAGCUUGGCUCUGCUUCGCCUCCACUGUCUGUGAAGAAGCCGUCUUUGUACUUGAAGUUGGACUCAGUAUCUGACGGCUUAAGCAAGAAUACGUGUGCACAUGGAUCUGAGCCCAGCUCCCCCUGCACAGGGAGUUUUGAGGAGAUGGAGGCCCAGAUAACAGCGGGUAUGAAGACACCAGUGCUGAGCUCCCGGCCCGGUUCAGAGGGCUGCGCUGGCGACAAGGGCAGGAAGAGAGAGAGCGAGGCACUCAGCCGAACACAGAGCACAGAGAGGAAUGAGCAGUCCCCUUACCAGGGCCCUGUGGAGGCCCCUUCUCCUGUCCCGGCCAUGCCUCUGUUAGACAGACUGUCUGAGUGUGACGACCUCCUGCAGUACCUGGAGCCUGACCUGGCUGAGACCAACCCCACCGCAUUCGCCCAAAAACUACAGUCUCGACUCAAGAAACCCAGCACUCGGCGGUGGAAUAUCAACGGUUCACCCUUACUCAAACACAGAGACGUGUCUUCUCCUGUAGAGAGUGGCGUGUCCAAGAACUCACUGUACACCAGGACCAUUACCAGCUACAUCGAAGGGGAGACUCCCCACCUGCCCAGAGAACUGGACCAAUCGCUGGGAAUCGCCCAAGAGGAGAUCGUGACAAAGGAGAAAGAAGUGCUGGAGUGGCAGAGGAAGUAUGAAGACAGCCGACAGGAAGUGGUGGAGAUGAGGAGGAUUGUUGCUGAGUAUGAGAAGACGAUUGCACAGAUGAUAGAGGAUGACCAGAAAGAGAAGUCUCUCUCUCAUCACACCAUCCAGCAGCUUAUCAUGGAGAAGGACCAGGCCUUGUCCGACCUCAACUCCGUGGAAAAGUCUCUGGCCGAACUCUUCCGACGUUACGAGAAGAUGAAAGAUGUACUCGAGGGCUUCCGCAAGAAUGAAGAGGUUCUGAAGAAAUGCGCUCAGGAGUAUCUGUCCAGGGUCCGCAAGGAGGAACAGCGCUACCAAGCUCUGAAGAUUCACGCAGAGGAGAAACUAGACAAGGCCAAUGCAGACAUAGCUCAUGUGCGGGUCAAGUCCAAGCAGGAGCAGGCCGCCCACCAGGCCGGUCUGAGGAAGGAGCAGAUGAAGGUGGAAUCUCUGGAGCGCACUUUGGAGCAAAAGAACAAAGAGAUCGAGGAGUUGACAAAGAUCUGUGAUGAGCUGAUCGCCAAGAUGGGGAGGAGUUAGCGACAACACCACGCCCAGGCCAAAUCUCACAGAGAAGAGGAGGGGUCUUGGGAAGAUACAAAAGAAUAUUUUACACUCUUCCAAGGACUGAUGGACAUUUAAGGCCAAAAAAUGGUCUUGGGGUUAAAUUUCCGACUGACUUUGUGCAAACAGGAUCCACAGGAAUGACUUCCCCCUAAUCACUCUGUACAUUUUUGAUGUGUCAGUGUAUCAUACUGUAUCAGGGGUCUGGUUUAAAGUUUAAGAAAAUGUAUCAUAUCACUAAUGAGUGCAUCUGUGCGUGUGUGAUAAUGGAAAAAGCGAGAGCAUGGCUUAAAUGAUCUAUAAUGAUGUUGCCAUGACAGUCGCUGAGGGAGAAGACUGUUAACCCGUUCCUGUUGUUGUCUCCUCUUGAUACAAGAGAAAAGAUACGACUUUGAAAAAGAGUAAAAGAGAUUUAGAUUAAUUUAUAAAAUUGUUCAUACACCACUGAGAGAACACAAACGAUCACAAUAGGAAGAGAAAGGAGAACUCGUCAUAUUAUAUGUUUGUAUAUACUGUAGGAAAUUCCAAGUAUGAAAAAGAUUCAUCUGCAUAUUUGAUGGUUAUUCUGUUGUCCUCGGCACGCUUUCCUCAUGUAUCCUUGUAGAUAUUUGUCAUAGCUUUCUCGAUGAAAUUGUGCGACUAUUUUUUGGGAUUUUAUUUUGAUAUAAAGCAAACUAAUUGUGACCUUAUUCAGUCAUGACAGGAGUAAUUUAAUUGUGGAUGGAUAUGUCCUAGUUCUGCUGUGGUCGUUGUGUCACACUGAGGAAUAACCUUUCUGCACCGCUGCUGUACAGCAUCUGCUUACAAAGUGCAAUAAAAGAUGGCAAUACAG